Delphinapterus leucas (beluga whale) is the source of this 242-nucleotide messenger RNA. The record is from RefSeq and is a predicted model, not a curated record. Lineage: Eukaryota; Metazoa; Chordata; Mammalia; Artiodactyla; Monodontidae.
CACUUUCUUUGAAACCUUCAGCCUUUAAGAACCAGUCACCUCAAGAUCUCAACAUCAUGAUCUCAGUUUCAACCCAAUUGUUCCUAGUUCUCUUUUCAUUGCUUUUGGUGCUGCCUGUUGUUGAAGCAGUAGAAGCCGGAGAUGCAAUCGCUCUCUUGCUCGGUGUGGUUCUCAGCAUUACAGGCAUUUGUGCUUGUUUGGGGGUGUAUGUACGAAAGAGAAAUGGACGGAUGAGACUUUGA